Styela clava is the source of this 1508-nucleotide messenger RNA. Its product is annotated as ileal sodium/bile acid cotransporter-like. Lineage: Eukaryota; Metazoa; Chordata; Ascidiacea; Stolidobranchia; Styelidae. Gene Ontology annotation, cellular component: membrane. The record is from RefSeq and is a predicted model, not a curated record.
AAUAAAACGACAUAUUUCUGUCAUUUUAAAAUAUUUGACAAUUCACGCAUUAGAGUAUUUGUAAUAAAAAAAAAGCAAGUAUAUAACUGAAUUAUGCAUCAACACCUCAGCGGUAUCAGAGUUCUGUCGAGUACGGAAAAAAGUCUCGUUUCAGCAAAAAGUAAUAAUAAACGAACUUUUUCAUUGUUUAUAAAUAAUUACUAAGUCUUUUACGAUAAUCGCCGAUCCGAAAACCUUCUGGCUAACCAAGCGAUAAGAUCUGAUGAAUGACCGGUUUCUGGCAGAGUUCGUGAGUGCUAGUCAGUGAUUAAGAGUUUCAUAAGCACAAAACAAUAAUUAUGAGUACAACGGCUGAAAAUAUGUAUAUUGCAACAACUAGGACACCUUGCCUUACGAUUAAUGAGACAUCGUUUGAAAACUCAACCGUGAAACCAUGUAUACCAGGACCAACUGUCGACGAUGCGAAGCUGAUUGUUCAAACUAUUCUAAUGUAUAUGGUCCCCGUUUUGUUGGCGCUUAUCAUGAUCGGUAUAGGAUGUUCUGUGGAGAUCAGUAAACUGAAACAGCAUUUCAAAAAUCCUACUGGAAUUCUAACGGGCCUCGUUUGUCAAUUUAUCAUUAUGCCAAUUCUUGCCUACAUGUGGGCAUCGAUAUUCAGCAUGGAGGAACCAGAAACGUUAUCAUUGUUGAUUGUGGGUUCUUGCCCCGGAGGAACAUAUUCAAAUAUAGUUUCUUAUUGGAUUGAUGCUGAUAUGGCAUUAAGCACUACGAUGACAACGGUAUCCAUAUUUGCAUCAUUGGGAAUGUUGCCUCUUCUACUCUACAUUUAUUCACUUGCAUUCAGCACAGUCUCAACACGAGUUCCUUUUGAUGGACUUGGUAUCUCUAUUGCGUUAUCCAUUGGUCCACUGGCAAUUGGGAUAGCAAUGCGAUACAAAUGGAAAAAAUUUGCGAUAGUUGCAGCGAAGGUCCUUGCAGUUAUUGGAUUGGUUGUAAUGGUUAUAGCACUUGCACUUUUCAUCUAUGCAUUUAUCGAUAUAUGGAAGUUUCAACUUGGACUGGUUAUAGCCGCAAUAUUGUAUCCAAUAUGUGGAUUUAUUUUAGGAUACGCUAUAUCAUCUAUCGUUUCUACAAUUGCUAAGCCUCUAUGCUUGUCUCACCGACAUCGAAGAACGGUUGCUGUUGAAACAGGAAUACAAAAUGGACAGAUUGCAUUGUCAAUCGUACAACUUGCUGGAUGGUCUUUUCAAAUUACUGGAAGAACAAUAUUAUUUCCUAUGAUGUAUUCAAUAGCCCAGGUGAUCAUUAGUUUGCUACUUAUUGUAAUCUAUCACGUCAUUCACUGCAUACGGUACGGAAAAAGGGUGGAACUGCAAAAAGGAGGAGAAAUAAUGAAAGAUAAAUCUGAUACGACCACAAAAGAAACUGUGUCGAAAGAUAAUAAAACGUUUGAAAUGGAGGAAUAAAAGAAGGUCAUCAGUAGACUACAAUACUCCUGUACAGUCGCA